UCAGCCUCAUUCGUUACUACGGCGACGGAGAAAGAUGCCAGAACCGGCGAAGUCUGCCCCGAAGAAGGGCUCUAAGAAAGCGGUGACCAAGAGCACCGGAAAGGGCGGCAAGAAGAGGAAGAGGACCAGGAAGGAGAGCUACGCUAUCUACGUGUACAAGGUGUUGAAGCAGGUCCAUCCCGACACCGGUAUCUCGUCCAAAGCCAUGGGCAUCAUGAACUCCUUCGUCAGCGACAUCUUCGAGCGUAUCGCCGGUGAGGCCUCCCGCCUGGCUCACUACAACAAGCGCUCCACCAUCACCUCCAGGGAGAUCCAGACGGCCGUCAGGCUGCUGCUGCCCGGUGAGCUGGCCAAGCACGCCGUGUCUGAGGGUACCAAGGCCGUCACCAAGUACACCAGCUCCAAGUAAACAAAUUGAUUAUCUACAACACAACGGCUCUUUUAAGAGCCACACACCAUAUUGGCGGAGCUUUAGAUCCACUUCGAGCUGUGUCAGAACUGUGAUCUAUAGGACCAAAUGCUAAGUAGUUUCAUAUUCUCUUAA
Messenger RNA from Acanthochromis polyacanthus (spiny chromis), 544 nucleotides. RefSeq names its product histone H2B 1/2-like. Gene Ontology annotation, molecular function: DNA binding; structural constituent of chromatin; protein heterodimerization activity. Gene Ontology annotation, cellular component: nucleosome. NCBI's taxonomy places the organism in Eukaryota, Metazoa, Chordata, Actinopteri, Pomacentridae. The coding region runs from base 35 to 409 and encodes 124 amino acids. The record is from RefSeq and is a predicted model, not a curated record. The transcript has a single exon.